UUAUAGUUAACACUUAACAUUUAACAAACAGUUUUCUGUUUUCCACUUUCCAGAUCUAUUAAACAAGAAAUUCUUGAAGUAUUAAUAAAAUGAGCAGCCAGCUUUCAGCUAUUGAUCUUUUAAAACUUGGUGAUGAAGGAAGAAAAAAACCGUUUUUAAAUCAAUAUUGGUCUUAUAUAAUGGGAGUUGCGUUUGGCCUGGGCACGGGAGUUUUCAUGAAUUUUGGGACUCGUCGACCUAUUAUGAGUGGUAUUCAAAAGCAUGUUAUUGCAACUGUUGGCUGGUGUGGCUUACUUACAUACGUGCAAAAGUACAGGGAUGAUUAUUUAGCUGAAAAAGAUGCCGUUUUUAGACACUACAUUGAGUUGCACUCUGAAGAUUUUCCUGUACCAGAAAGAAAGAAGAUUGCAGAUAUCCUGGAACCCUGGGUGCCUAUCAGAUAAUUGUGAAAAAAACCAAAACAGAUUUAGUGAUGUAUUUAAUAAUUGUUUAGCAUAAAUGUUGAAAUAAAUAAAACAAACUAUAA
Messenger RNA from Pieris napi, 526 nucleotides. It is a transcript of the gene ND-B14.5B, whose product is annotated as NADH dehydrogenase [ubiquinone] 1 subunit C2. The coding region runs from base 90 to 443 and encodes 117 amino acids. Gene Ontology annotation, cellular component: mitochondrial inner membrane. Lineage: Eukaryota; Metazoa; Arthropoda; Insecta; Lepidoptera; Pieridae. Gene Ontology annotation, biological process: mitochondrial electron transport, NADH to ubiquinone. The record is from RefSeq and is a predicted model, not a curated record. The transcript is spliced from 3 exons.